This is a messenger RNA of Linum tenue, 1455 nucleotides long. Lineage: Eukaryota; Viridiplantae; Streptophyta; Magnoliopsida; Malpighiales; Linaceae. The record is from the annotation of a GenBank genome assembly.
AUGGCAUUCAGCACCACCGCCUACCCAACAAAGCAUCAUUUCCUCCAUUCCAACCUCGCCACCAUCCUUUUCUUCGUCGUCCUCUUCACCAUCCCAGCCCUCUUCCUCCUCCGCCACCCCACCACCACCACUUCCUGCUCCAGCGCCGCCGACCACCACCCUCCUUGGUCCGGCGACCUCCGCGCAGCGGACUUCUCAUGGAACCACCUCAACUUCACCCUCCCUCCUCCUCCCAACCUCAAGCUCAAGAUCGCCGUCUUCUCCCGCAAAUGGCCCGUCGCCACCGCUCCCGGCGGCAUGGAGCGCCACGCUUUCACCCUCCACUCCGCCCUCGCCAAACGCGGCCACGAAGUCCACGUCUUCACCUCCCCGUCACGUGACCAACCCUUCCCAUCUUCUUCUUCUUCUUCUUCUUCUCCCAACGUGGCACUGGCAGUCCACUCCCACGCCGGCGAAGCCUUCAAGUUUCGUUUCCCCAAAGCGUGGGACCUCUUCCAACACGAGAACCACCGCUCGCCAUUCCACGUGGUCCACUCGGAGAGCGUGGCGCUCCCCCAUUGGAAGGCCCGCAACGUCUCCAACCUCGUGGUGACCUGGCACGGGAUCGCCUACGAGAGCCUGCAGUCCAGCAUCUACCAGGCCCUGGCCCAAAGGCCCAACGAUCCGGGCCCAUCCGGCCUCAACCGCUCCCUCCACGGCCUAAUCGACGAGAUGCGUUUCUUCCAUAGCUACGCGCACCACGUGGCGAUCAGCGACAGCUGCGGGGAAAUCCUGCGUGACGUGUACCAAAUCCCCCGGAGGAGGGUCCACGUGAUCGUGAACGGGGUGGACGAGGAUUCGUUUGGGCCGGAUGUACAAAUGGGCCGAGAGUUCAGGUCCACAAUCGGCGUCCCACCCAACGCCAGCCUGGUGCUGGGAGUGGCGGGGAGGCUGGUGAAGGACAAAGGUCAUCCGAUUCUCUACGAUGCGUUCUCCGAAUUCAUGGCUUCGCAUCGGGAUGUCUACCUGAUCGUGGCUGGGUCCGGGCCGUGGGAGCAGAGGUACAGGGAGCUGGGCCCGAGGGUUGUGGUUCUGGGCUCCAUGGGCCCGUUGGAGCUACGGGCUUUCUACAACGCGAUUGAUGUGUUUGUGAACCCGACGCUGAGGCCGCAAGGGCUGGAUCUGACGCUGAUGGAGGCCAUGAUGAGCGGGAAGCCCGUGAUGGCGUCGAGGUUUCCCAGUAUAAAGGGGACUGUUGUUGUGGAUGACGAGUUUGGGUUCAUGUUCUCUCCCAACGUGGAGUCGCUGGUGGAGGCUUUGGAGGUGGUUGCCGGAGAAGGGGCGGAGAGGCUGGCCGAGAGAGGGGUGGCUUGUAGAAAGUACGCUGCUUCCAUGUUCACUGCGACCAAGAUGGCUUUGGCUUAUGAGAGGCUGUUCCUUUGUGUCAAGAACCAAACUUUCUGUAUCUACCCUUGA